Erigeron canadensis is the source of this 1251-nucleotide messenger RNA. RefSeq names its product disease resistance protein RUN1-like. The coding region runs from base 68 to 964 and encodes 298 amino acids. Gene Ontology annotation, biological process: defense response. NCBI's taxonomy places the organism in Eukaryota, Viridiplantae, Streptophyta, Magnoliopsida, Asterales, Asteraceae. The transcript has 2 exons. Gene Ontology annotation, molecular function: ADP binding. The record is from RefSeq and is a predicted model, not a curated record.
UAAGACAACACUGGCCCAAAGCAUUUAUAACUCAAACAAGCAAAACUUUGAAAGCAGCAGUUUCCUUAUGGAAAUUGGGGAGCACUACAAACUACCUAAUCGUUUACUUGGGCUACAGAAACAACUUCUUGAAGAUAUUUCAGGGGUCAAGGAUGAAACAAGUUUUAGUACUCCUCAGGUUACAAGUAAGAUUGAGGCUGUCUUGCAGAUGAAAAAAGUGCUUAUUGUCCUUGAUGACAUUGACGACCAAGACCAAAUAGGCGUUCUACUUGGAACAAAGAGUUUGCAUAAAGAAAUCAAGAUCAUAAUAACUACAAGGGAUCUAGAUAUACAAGCAUGGUUUGGGUCGAUAUCCUGCAAAUGCCAGGUGCACAAACUUGAGUUGCUUAAUGAUCAUGAAUCAUUAGAGCUUUUUAGUUUCCAUGCCUUAGGAUCCAACGUUCCCAAGGAAAAAUUCAAGGACUUAGCAGUGCAGUUAACACGAUAUUGUGAAGGAAACCCACUAGCUCUCAAAGUAUUAGGUUCUUCUUUAUGUGUUAGUGCUGAAGACCUGCAAGAAGAUUCCAUACAACAUUGGAUAAGUACAAUAAAUUUGCUAUAUUCAUCUAGAGGAGAUCAAGAUAGCAAAAUUCUAAGUAUACUAAAGAGGAGCUAUGACUCCUUACCACAUUUCAGUCAGAGAGAACUGUUCCUGCAUAUUGCUUUUUUCUUUGUUGGCGAAUAUGAGGAUGAUGUGGUACAAAUUCUAGAACAUGGCUGGCAUGCACAGGCUGGGAUCAGAACCCUGAUUAAGAGAUGCCUUCUAACUAUCUCACCAAGUAAGAAACUGAUGAUGCAUCAAUUGUUUCAAGAGAUGGGGAGAACGAUAGUUCGAGAAGAGUCGAAAGAUCCAGCAAAACGUAGUAGAGUCUAUCAAGAUGAGUCUUAUUUUGUGCUGGGAAAAGGAGAGUUUCUGUCACCGUGAUGUCACUCAAUUAGGGUUCCCAAACGAUUGAAGGUCUAGCACUUGACGGGCGAAAGAUUUACCAAGGGAUGGGAUCAGAGGUAAGCCAAGGAAGUAAAUCAAUGCAUUACUUAUAACAAAAGCUAUUAAGAUUAUCUUAGUAGAUCUUGUAAAUCUGAUAUCUCUUUCACCAUUUCUCAUUUCUUUCUUAAAAUUAUAAAAUUUCGACUUCGUAAUUUGAAGGUGGAAAUCGUCUGAGACCUCUCUUUACUUAAUUUUCCUUAAAAGAAAAAGUUCAACUCUCUUUA